AUGGCCUGGGAGGCCACAUGCCUGCUAUCCUCCAUCCUGCUGGUGCUCCUGGCCUCAGGUUCCCAGGUACGUGACACGGUGUUACAUCAUACAGUGGAGGGCAAGACCGUUGUGGUGAGAUGCCAGUAUGAUUCCAGCCAGCGCUUCAAGAAGAAGGACUAUCCUGAUUAUCAAUUCUUCACUGUCACCAUGACUGCGCUCACAGUGAGAGACUCGGGUCCUUAUUUCUGUGGGAUUGCUGAAAAUCUCACAACGAUCUCUGUUCUCAGAAACAUCCACCUGAAGGUGUCGAAAGAUUCUUCAGGUCUGCCCACCCUAAGCGUCACUCCUACUACAAGUCCAACUAAAGCUCCCAUCCUUAUUACCACAAAACACCUGCCGAGAGACAGGACUGUGACCCAACCCUUCCCCAAGUCCACAGCUGGUGUCUCUUCUCCUGACCCUGGAGUCACCUUCCCAGAUGUGACAACUGUUACCAGGGUCUCCAUAUCCAGCAUCAUUGUUCCCGUGGCCUGUGGACUCUUCAUUAAGACCCUGGUCUUCACAGUGUUGUUUGCUGUCACACAGAGGUCAUUUGGGUGA
Peromyscus californicus insignis is the source of this 582-nucleotide messenger RNA. RefSeq names its product triggering receptor expressed on myeloid cells 1-like. The record is from RefSeq and is a predicted model, not a curated record. Bases 1 to 582 code for a protein of 193 amino acids. Gene Ontology annotation, biological process: neutrophil chemotaxis; chemokine production; neutrophil-mediated killing of gram-negative bacterium. NCBI's taxonomy places the organism in Eukaryota, Metazoa, Chordata, Mammalia, Rodentia, Cricetidae. The transcript has 5 exons.